Messenger RNA from Cucurbita maxima (winter squash), 1038 nucleotides. RefSeq lists its product as uncharacterized. Bases 393 to 782 code for a protein of 129 amino acids. Lineage: Eukaryota; Viridiplantae; Streptophyta; Magnoliopsida; Cucurbitales; Cucurbitaceae. The transcript has 3 exons. The record is from RefSeq and is a predicted model, not a curated record.
UUACCAACAACAUUAUGGUAUAUAUAUUAUUCGAUGUUUUAAUCGAAAAAAAUGAAAUUGAACUCCGUGCCUGUAGCAAUGGAAAUGAUUUAAUAGCGAAACGUGGCCGCCGGCUCGCAUUCCGAGCUGUGUGGUUCAUUUAAAUUUGUUUGUCGUUCACCGCAGAGACAUUAACUCCAUACAUUCUGUAUCCGGCCGACCACCCUGCCACAUGACAUUCUUCCAAUUUUAAAAGAUUCUCCUGCUUUUAAUCUCAUCUCCAUUGUUCUUCCGACAACCAGUUUUCAUUUGAAGGCCUUCCCCCAGAAAAAUACUCUCUUCUCAAUUUGGAGCUUUGGUUACUUGGACUCAUCUUCUCUUGUUGGUUGCGGCGGCUAUAAUAAGAGGACAUUAUGAAGCUUUGUAGGCUCUUGGUCAUGCUCUUUGUGCUCCACACUUCUCUAUUGCUGCCUUUCUUUUCCAGCAGUAUCUGUUCCUCCUCAAGUUCAGAUAUGACUCCAAACCAACCCCAUGUAGUGUCAAAUGAAUGCCUGUCAGCCACACCAUCAAACAAGAAGUUGAAAGUAUGUACUUGCUCUUUGCAGGAUAACGAUGAUAGUAGCCCGGGGAGGAAGAACGUUCGUGUCGAUAACGUAAAUCUUUACGACUACAGUCCCAUCGAUCCAGUUCCAAGCUCAAAGAGAUCCAUAAAACAUGGACCAAUAGAGCAUCGCUCUCCUCUUAUACCUUAUAUGCCAAAUCCUUCUCCUCCAGAUCAACCUCAGCCGGGUGGUUUUGUGUAGACAGCUGAGACAUAUGUUUCUAUCAGCAAACCGGCCAUGUUAACCUGUAAAUCGUCUUUCGUCUACGUCGUAAAUAGUUGCGCCUCAUGUGACACCGCGGGAGAACGAAGUAUUGGAAUGAUGGGUUAGGAGAUGUAUGUAUUUUUGUAGAUCUUGCUCUCUAUAUAGUUGAAGAGUAUAAAUGAUUUGUUUUUGUGUAUUUAACACUUGUUUUAGUUGUUUAAUAUAUCUAUAUAUGGGUGAGGCCUAUUUGUUA